Pecten maximus is the source of this 873-nucleotide messenger RNA. RefSeq lists its product as uncharacterized. The transcript has a single exon. NCBI's taxonomy places the organism in Eukaryota, Metazoa, Mollusca, Bivalvia, Pectinida, Pectinidae. The record is from RefSeq and is a predicted model, not a curated record. The coding region runs from base 1 to 873 and encodes 290 amino acids.
AUGUUAGAACUAUUCUGCCUGCAUCACAGAGAACUGUGUUGUGUUCUUUGUAUUCCAACUCUCCACAAUGGCUGUAAAUCUAUCCGGUCUCUCGACGAUAUCGCGAAGCGUGUAGAAAAAUACAAGGAAGAAACAUCAUUUGUGCCUGAAUUCGAGAGCAUGAAAACGGAAAUAUCUGUUAUUUUCAAACAACAGGAUCUACAUGCCGGCAAUGUUGACAAGGAAUACGCAGAUACAUUGAAAAACGUGGACAUGUUAAUUACAGAAGCAAAGAAUAAACUAGAUCAGAUGCAUGACUGUUUUCAGUCCACUUUAAAAGCUCGACGGAACAACAGAAAACUCGCCCUGUCUAAAGUUCAAAACGAAACACAAAUGUUACAAGUCAACCUUGAAAACUGUGUCGCUAUCAUGUCGGCAAUUACAAGUCAGGCAUCUUCUAGGGAGACGUUCGUUAUUCAAGAACAGCUUAAGACACAAUUAACUUCCCAUGUACAGGAAGUGAAGACUUCGAUACGGGAUUAUAGAGAAACACAAUUACAGCUAGAAAUUGAAGAUUCAGUAUCAAAGGUCGUCAACUCAAUCUCUUCUGUAGGAUACAUCACGGAAGAAGAAACUCAAUCCGUACCCAUACAGAAUUCCUGGACUCGGUUAGAGGAAAAUAUAGACAUCUUAAGACAGAAACCCGAGGUGUCUUUGAUGGAGGAUUCCGUGUCCACAUCUGAUAUGGUAGGAUCCCUGGUCAUAGCAAGUCCUGCCGACCAGAUGACAAUUACGACCAGAUUAGUGAAGAGUGUAACCAAUGAGACUUUGAGGCAGAAUUCAGGGUUUCCCGGAGGGAGCGUACCUUCCAGAUGGCCGUCUUAUGAUGGCUGA